This is a messenger RNA of Parnassius apollo (apollo), 687 nucleotides long. NCBI's taxonomy places the organism in Eukaryota, Metazoa, Arthropoda, Insecta, Lepidoptera, Papilionidae. The record is from the annotation of a GenBank genome assembly.
AUGCCUUUCACAGUUGGCGGGUUUAUGUGUCCAAGAGAUGAAGAAGCCUUAGCAGACUGUUUGAGAGAUGGACUUAAUGUUUACAUUCCCGAACUGGCAACAGGAUUGCCUGAGUACGGAAUCCCACCUUGCGAGCCUCUCCUUAUUCCAGCACUAACAAUUCAGCAAUCAGCUGGCCCUAUUUCUAUCACAUCAACUUACACUAAUGUUUCUGUAAGGGGUCCAGCCAGUAUGCGAAUCACAAAUGUCGUUGUGGAUACAUCGAAACACGAAGUUAUUGCCAAGUUGUAUAUACCGGAGCUAAGAUUGAAAGGGCACUAUGCCCUGUCUGGAAAAUUGUUGAUGCUACCCGUAGACGGAGAUGGACCAUUUGAAGCGAAAUACGGGGAUAUUGAUGCCGUGGUGACGAUCACAUUGGGUCGCGCUCACCGCGAAAAUGGUGUAGACGCGCUCGCUUGCGACCGCCUUGAUGUUAAGUUUAACGUCGGAUCAGCGACCAUGAAACUUGAUAAUAUGUUUGGAGGUGAUAACGAAUUAGGAAAUGCAAUGAAUAUGCUCCUUAAUGAAAAUUGGCAAAAAUUGGCUAAAGAACUUCAAGGGCCGAUGGAAGAAGCUCUUCGCGAUUUCCUGAAACCUUUAGCCGAUCAUGCAUUUGGUACACUCGAUGCGGAUGAUAUAUUAUCAUAA